AUGAUCUUGGCCCGCUGGGCCGCUGGCCCCACCGAGGCUCCCCCCGCAAAUGAGGAGGGGGGGAAAGGAGGAGGAAAUGGAGAUGGAGAUGGAGAUGGGGGAGGAGAAGGAGGUGGAGGAGGAGAAGUUGGGGGAGUUGGAGACGCCGGGAACACAGCAGCGAUCCUGACCGAGACAACCAGUAGCAACACAAGCUCAGGAAGCACCACACCAGCUCCCGCUGCACCCUCCUCCUCUUCUUCCUCCGUCAAGUCCCCCAAAUCGCGGCUUGGCAAGAAGACUCGCAGGGGGCUCGGUUCAGGUACACGUACGGGGUCAAACAGCAGCAGCGGAAGCGUUGGGAGCAUUGGGGGAGGAAUAAUAGGAGGGAUAUCAGGAGGACAACCAGCAGGAGGAGGCCGCAGGACUUCUUCCAGAAUUAUUAAGACGACCCCGCCGUCGUCUACCGCCGUGUCCCGGGCCACCUCCGUCUCCCCUACCUCUGCCCUCCUCACAUCGCCCCCUUCGUCUGCAGCCAUCACAGCUGUCACCUCCGCCGCGACGACGCGCUCGUCCACUGCCGCUGCUGCAGCCGCUGCAAGCCGCAAGGUCUUCCCCAAAAGUAUGGAGCCCCCGGUCGUCUCCUUUUACGGGGCCGAGCCCAUCCCGCUGCCGUCGCGCUUCGCCGGCGUCAAGAAGCGGCUCAUCACCGGUCACGAGACCGCCGUCGAGGCUUCUUGGUACCGUCUCAUCAACGCUCUGAGGACCGAGAUUGCCGACAUCCAGACCCGCGGCUCCGAGCUGAUCCCGUCCAUCAACUUCACCGACAUCAAUGACCCCGUCCGCGUCGAGGCCUUUGCGCACAGGCUGCGCCGGUACGGCGUGGCCGUCAUCCGCGGCGUCGUCCCGCCCAGCGAUGCCCAGAAAUGGGUGCACGAAACUCACGACUAUCUCGACAAGAACCGCGAGUUCAAACCUCCCGCGCUACACGACCCGACGUGUAUCGAUCUCUUCUGGACGCCCGUUCAAGUACGGGCCCGGGCGCAUCCCAACAUGUUGCGCGCGCAAAAGUUUGCCAUGUCCUUUUGGGAAUCGACGGACGACGUGCACAUCACCCGCGCACCCGUGAGCUACGCCGAUCGUCUGCGCAUUCACAACGACAAGCUCGGCGCCGUCGGCCAGCCGACCGGAAACUCGGCCGCAGACUCUCUCAGCACCACCGCCUCGUCGACUGUCAUUGCCCAAAUCGACAGCGGCAGCCUGGAACGAUGGGAACCGGACGGCUACGGCCGCGGCGGCACCUACGAGGCCGUCUUCCGCGGCGACUGGGAGUCCUACGACCCCUGGGACCCGGCCGGCCGCGUCGGUGCCACGACGGAUCUGUACAACGGCGCGGGUGCCUGCAGCGUGUUCCGCAUGUUCCAGGGCAUCCUGGCGCUCACCGAGGUCGAGCAGGGCAUGGUGCGCGUGUUGCCGUCGCCCAAGCUCGUGGCCGCCUACUUCCUCCUGCGGCCGUUCUUCUCGCCGAAGCGUGGACCGCCAGAGCAGCCGGACGGUGGCAAGGCCGACCAGUGGGCUGCGUAUCUCGAUGCGUCCAACUGGACCCUCGAUACGGAGCCCAGCACCAUCAUCCACGGGGCCGUUCCGGGCCAUGCGCAGCGUCUCACGGAACGCUGGCACCCGCAUCUGCAUCUGCGCAGGAGCCUGGUCUCCCUGCCCAGCUUGCAGGCCGGUGACUACGUUAUAUGGCAUUGCGAUCAGGCCUACUCCAUCAUCACAGGCGGCACCAGGCUAGGCGUCCCGCCGUCGUUGCAAAACGAGUCCAACGAGCUCUCCCUCCUCACCUACACUCCCGUGUGCCCCCUGACGCAAACGAAUGCGCUUUUCCUGGCUCGCCAGAGGAAGGCCUUUCAGACCGGCCAGCCGGGACCGGACUUUGACACUCUGGGUGGACUGGGCAGCGAAGCCUCACAUCAAGAUCGUCCCGGUGCCAAGGAGGUCGAGGAGUACGGCGGAGUCGACGGCCUCCGCGCAAUGGGAUUGGCGCCCUACGACGUCGAACCAGCCGGCGUCAUCUCGACGAACCCCGCCGCGGAUGCCAUGGAUAUUGACGACGAGGAGGGAAUACGAAACAAGACAAAGACGGAAGCGGAGACGGAACUCCUGCGGCUGGCCAACAUCAUCCUCUUCCCGAGUCGCUAUGAUUUCUACAUUCCUACCAGCGGCACCCGGAGCAGCGGCGAUCGCACCCCCCGGGCGACGGCGGGACCACCCAAGACGGUGGCCAAUAAUGGCAGCAAGAGCUGA
Messenger RNA from Colletotrichum orchidophilum, 2286 nucleotides. RefSeq lists its product as uncharacterized. NCBI's taxonomy places the organism in Eukaryota, Fungi, Ascomycota, Sordariomycetes, Glomerellales, Glomerellaceae. The record is from RefSeq and is a predicted model, not a curated record. The transcript has a single exon. Bases 1 to 2286 code for a protein of 761 amino acids.